This is a messenger RNA of Trematosphaeria pertusa, 1260 nucleotides long. RefSeq lists its product as uncharacterized. The record is from RefSeq and is a predicted model, not a curated record. Lineage: Eukaryota; Fungi; Ascomycota; Dothideomycetes; Pleosporales; Trematosphaeriaceae. The coding region runs from base 119 to 1156 and encodes 345 amino acids. The transcript has 5 exons.
CGCUGGUACAACCGCCUUCACGCCGCUAGACUGCUCACGGCAUGACCUCAACGUCACCUUUUCUUUCCUCCCCCCACCUGCGUGCUCGCCGAGGACCCCGACAGAAGAUAUCAACACCAUGACACUCGACCAGUUCCUCGCCAUGUACGCGGUAAUCUUCGCCUUUUUGGCGCUUCCUACUAGAGGACUCGCUCCUUCCAACUUGGUCCGAGUGCGGGACAUGUCCGAUGCCGCUCACUCACUCACAAUAGUCGAAGCCGAUUCAGAGACGACUGGCCUGCACAAGAGAUGGGGCACCCCGCCUCCACCUCCUUGCAGCGAUGGCGACUGGCAGGCGUACAAGAACAAGGGCUGCACAUUGCUUGCCAUGAUUGCGGGCGAUGAUGCAAAGGCCGGAUCAUUGUUCAAAGAAAAUCUGGCUUCUGCGGCGAGCGAGUUUCAAGACUUUCCCGGCGACUUGGACAAGUGGGACUACAAACGAGACACGGAUACCUAUUGCGACAUGAGUGACAGCCAAUACGGCAUGGAGACGGCUCUAAAGGGGCUCGGCAUCUCUACCGAAAGCAAGAACUGGAAGUGUUACAAAGUCACUCACGGGGAGCUAUAUGGCCGAGACCAGCUCAAUGAUCAAAAAUACGAUGUGGAUGGCAAGACAUACCGGGCCACUGGGGCUCAAUACACCUUUCCCAUCAAUGUCAACGACGGCGUUCUCGUGAUUACAAAACAGUAUAGCCCCGAGCAUGAAGGCCAAUACCGCAGUCCACCAGUACAAGGGGACGGGCUGCCCAAGCUCAAGAGAUCGUCCGACAUUUCAUUUGGCCAGUGGUCCAUUGCCGCCAAGGACAAGGCCAAACAGAUUCGCUUCAUCAUCGUCUGGUCCGUCAGAAAUAGGGCCACGCCUUCCAUCAUACGGCGCGCUCUUCAGAGCGUCGGACAGGAUAACCUGAAGAAGUACCCUCAGUCUUCUUUUGACAUCACGUCCGAUGCUGGCAAGGCUCUGCUAGGCUCGCCAAACGGUGUAGGCGUCGCUUACUUUUUGGUCCAGCGGAAAGCGCUGUUUGGAGAGAAGAAGAUCUCCAAAGUGGAUAUAUUUGGCCAUACUAGCGUGUUGGCUGCCUUUGACCCAGUCAUGGUCUUUCACCUCGAGGAUGCCUAGCCAUUAGUGAAAUCGUCUCUAGAUGCCUUGAGUGGUACCGGAGAACUUCGGACUCACGAACAUUGACAUCAAAGAUAUAACUAGGCAACCAAGCGGAUAGUAUG